This is a messenger RNA of Nicotiana attenuata, 1932 nucleotides long. RefSeq lists its product as uncharacterized. The coding region runs from base 900 to 1790 and encodes 296 amino acids. NCBI's taxonomy places the organism in Eukaryota, Viridiplantae, Streptophyta, Magnoliopsida, Solanales, Solanaceae. The record is from RefSeq and is a predicted model, not a curated record. The transcript has 4 exons.
CAUGUUGCUCCCUCAUUUGCAGGGAGGGGACCUGGUUGCCGUGGGAAUAAAAGAAUACUUGGUUUUGCUUGCUGACACCAUCAUAUCCUUACUCUAGGUCAUGUUGUGGUUGAUGAGUAGACCAAUGGAGUUCCAGCUUGAGACGUUCAAAGGUUUAAUCACUACCAACGUGAGUUGGCAUGGCUGCAAAACCUUUUCAAAUCACAGUUGAGGAAUUCAGACUUUUCCAUACGAUUGACCGAGCACUUUAUUCUCUCCUUGUUGUUGAGCUUCGGCGUGAUCCUCUGGAGUCAAUGCAGACAUUGGCAUUGUGGAUUUGGUUGGAGCGAACACGUUUCAACGAUAUUAUCAGGAAGAUCUUGUCCUUACCUCAAUUUUUGAUUAAUGAACUUGCUGAUGAGGCUAUAACCUGCCUCAAAUGCAUUGAGGACAACCGGUUCCUGCUCUCAACUGAGACAGGUGAGAUUCCGCUAACUCAAAGUCUCAUGGCAAAAGAGUUCUCCCUCCUGUUUUUCCAUGAAAAUCGGGACAGUGCCACCAGUGGGAUUAGGAAGAUUGUUACUGAGGUUUGUCUCAAGGCAUUGACAGAUAUCAUGGAGAAAGCCUUGAAGAGAAGUUCUGAACAAACUUUGACGGAAAGCAAAUUGGCGAUGGUGGCACCUCUUGCUGAGUCAUUCUUGAUAGAAAGAAUUGCUCAAUUGGGACUUGGGUGUGACGCGUCUCCUAAGAGGAUGAAAGGACACGGCGUACCAUGUGAAGAACGGACCAUGUUUGUUACUUUUUCCAAGGGAUACCCUGUUGCUGAAGUUGAAAUCAGGGAAUUCUUCACUAGGAUUUUUGGAGACUGCAUAGAGUGCAUUCACAUGCAGGAGGUUUAAUCACUACCAACGUGAGUUGGCAUGGCUGCAAAACCUUUUCAAAUCACAGUUGAGGAAUUCAGACUUUUCCAUACGAUUGACCGAGCACUUUAUUCUCUCCUUGUUAUUGAGCUUCAGCGUGAUCCUUUGGAGUCAAUGCAGACAUUGGCAUUGUGGAUUUGGUUGGAGCGAACACGUUUCAACGAUAUUAUCAGAAAAAUCUUGUCCUUACCUCAAUUUUUGAUUAAUGAACUUGCUGACGAGGCUGUAACCUGCCUCAAAUGCAUUGAAGACAUCCAAUCCCUUCUCUCAACUGACGCAAGUGAGAUUCCGCUAACUCAAAGCCUCAUGGCAAAAGAGUUCUCCCUCCUAUUUUUCCAUGAAAAUCGGGACAGUGCCACCAGCGGGAUUAAGAAGAUUGUUACUGAGGUUUGUCUCAAGGCAUUGACAGAUAUCAUGGAGAAAGCCUUGAAGAGAAGUUCUGAACAAACUUUGACGGAAAGCAAAGUGUCGAUGGUGGCACCUCUUGCUGAGUCAUUCUUGAUAGAAAGAAUUGCUCAAUUGGGACUUGGAAGCGACGCGUCUCCUAAGAGUACGACGGGACACGACGUACCACGUGAAGAACGUACCAUGUUUGUUACUUUUUCCAAGGGAUACCCUGUUGCUGAAUAUGAAAUCAGGGAAUUCUUCACUAGGAUUUUUGGAGACUGCAUAGAGUGCAUUCACAUGCAGGAGGUGAAGUCCAAUGAACAAGCUCUUUAUGCUCGAAUCGUGUUUGUUACACCUGCAAUCAUAGAUUUUAUUCUCAAUGAUGUGCCUAAAGCUAAGUUUACUAUCAACGGUAAGCAUGUGUGGAUGCGAAAAUUUGUCCCGAAAAAUGGAAACUCUUCCCUCGCAUACAUGCUGCCUCAGAAUCCGCCUGAAACUAUUUAGUCCUUUUUUCUGUAUGUUUAUCUUUCUGAGAAUGGAGUUAGAAGAAAUCCUGUUUUCAGUUUGUAGUCCCUGCAGUUAUAUUUCAAUUUGUAGGACCCUAAAAUUAUGAUGCAGUGAAAUGGUUUUCUUAUAGCAAUGAAAA